Molecule: messenger RNA, 744 nt
Organism: Carassius auratus (goldfish)
Lineage: Eukaryota; Metazoa; Chordata; Actinopteri; Cypriniformes; Cyprinidae
Product: synaptotagmin-14-like
Exons: 4
Molecular function (GO): phospholipid binding
Source: RefSeq, a predicted model, not a curated record
GUGCCCGUAUGCGUGCACGCGACAGCAGUUUGUCCUGGUGGGCUUCUCCUCCGUCUCCAUCAAGGUUUGACAGGGACAGACGGACUGAUACGUGAAAGAGAACCGGUCGCCAAGCCUCUUUGUUUAUACUUAUGAAGAUAUCGAUCGAUAUUGAUCGAUAGGGCGGGCGAUUGGAGGCGCUGGUUCAGUGCACGCGACCAUGGCAUCAGAUAUCACUCCCGAGGCGGUGGGCUUCCUGUCAGCCGUGGGCAUCUUUGUCAUUUUACUGGCCAUACUCUUCCUCUUUAUCAGUAAGAAGCUGUGUUUCGCUCGUGUCGGAGGUCUGCCAUGCCUUGAGCAGUACAGUCGGCGCAAACGAAGAGACCGCGCUGGGAUUCACCAGGGACUCGUGAAUACUUAUGGUGAUGAUGGAGAGAUUUCCAGCUCAUCAGACAGUGAUGAUGAGUUAGCAAAGCAGUUUGAGAUCUCAGUUUCCCGCUCACAAAGCUUCCGGUUGGGUGUCACGGAGCUCAACACCCAGAAUGCACCAGGGAAACAUCACAAAUUUAAACGGCUGCCGUCUGACCAGGAAGAAGGAAGCACGGAGCCAUCUGACUGUGAAGAAGCUGAAAGAAACAGUGUGCAGAGUUUUGAAGAUCCCCUGUCAUCCAGGCGACGUGUGAGGUCUAAGCCGAGAGACCCGUUAUCACAGAGUCCCCUUCCUGAGGGCCGGACCUUCACAGACCCCCUCUCUCUGAUGGCGGA